UCGCUAAUUCCCUCGUUGGCGCACGUUAGCAUCUCUCCAAGCUGCAUCAUUAUUGGCCGUUGUGCGUUCCAUAAAGGCUUAGGGUUCCGGAUUCUGGGGAGGUGUCGCCACCGCCCUUUACGUUGCUUCUCUUCCUCUUCGUCGGAGAAAGGCGGAUCGUCGAGUUUGCAGAUCAGGUCUUGUGGCGGAUAUGGGUGAAGAAGACGCCGUGGCGGUGGAUCAGGACAGAUUCGGUGGUGGCGAAGAUUCUUUGCUCCGUCAUCGCCAUUCGUCGCCAUUGACGCCACCUCAACAUCUAUCUUCUAAAGUGAUUACAUUGCCUACCGUAUUAACCCUUGGCCGUGUAGCUGCCGUUCCGAUUCUCGUCGCGACCUUUUACGUUGAUUGCUGGUGGGGGAAAACUGCAACAACAAGUAUUUUCAUUGCAGCAGCCAUUACAGACUGGCUUGAUGGAUAUAUUGCUCGAAAGAUGAGAUUAGGUUCUGCGUUUGGUGCAUUUUUGGACCCAGUGGCAGAUAAGCUUAUGGUAGCAGCUACAUUAAUCUUGUUGUGCACUAAACCAAUGGACGCCAUUAUCUUAGGACCAGUUCCAUGGUUAGUGACAGUACCUUCAAUUGCCAUAAUUGGUAGAGAGAUUACUAUGUCAGCAGUAAGAGAAUGGGCUGCAUCUCAAAACGGCAAGCUUUCAGAGGCUGUUGCUGUAAAUAGCUUGGGAAAGUGGAAGACUGCAACGCAGAUGAUAGCCCUAACCAUACUUCUUGCAAGCCGGGAUAGCAGUUUUGAGAGACUAUUACCGUCGGGCAUUGUGUUACUCUAUGUAUCUGCAGGGCUCUCUGUAUGGUCUUUAGUUGUUUAUAUGAGGAAGAUAUGGAGAGUACUGCUAAAGAAGAAGUAGCGAAACUUUCUUUUCGAGCUUUUUGCAUUCAGUAUAUACACAUAGAAUGGAAGACUUGUUCAGCGACGUCUACCUCUCUUCUUCUUGAAGAAAGCUGACUAAUUUCUCUCUCUGGAUACAAAAUGAAAUUAGCUGGGCAAGCACUAUAAGACUCUUAUGAUGCUUUAGUUCUGUUUUCAACUUUGGGCACUGGGCUUGGUUUGACUUUGUAUAAUAUCUCUUCUGAAUCACGUUGCUCCUUGCCUCACACUGAGUUUUAUUGAAGCUACAAGCACGAUCUGAUGGACAAUGAAGGAAAAGCGGCAGGUGCAUUUUCAUUCUAGUUAGAGACUUGCUUGGUCUCAUGAACACUGAGAUAGAUGAAAACAGUUGUUGCCUGUCAUGUAGAUGCUUUUAUUUUAAUCCUUUCCCGAGACAAUAUAUAAAUUAUAUAUAAAACAAAUCUUGGUUACAA
Messenger RNA from Eutrema salsugineum, 1349 nucleotides. Its product is annotated as CDP-diacylglycerol--glycerol-3-phosphate 3-phosphatidyltransferase 2. The transcript is spliced from 6 exons. Bases 191 to 895 code for a protein of 234 amino acids. Gene Ontology annotation, biological process: glycerophospholipid biosynthetic process. Gene Ontology annotation, cellular component: membrane; chloroplast envelope. The record is from RefSeq and is a predicted model, not a curated record. Lineage: Eukaryota; Viridiplantae; Streptophyta; Magnoliopsida; Brassicales; Brassicaceae. Gene Ontology annotation, molecular function: CDP-diacylglycerol-glycerol-3-phosphate 3-phosphatidyltransferase activity.